This is a messenger RNA of Uncinocarpus reesii 1704, 4173 nucleotides long. RefSeq lists its product as uncharacterized. The record is from RefSeq and is a predicted model, not a curated record. Gene Ontology annotation, biological process: positive regulation of TOR signaling. The transcript has 2 exons. Gene Ontology annotation, molecular function: protein binding. Lineage: Eukaryota; Fungi; Ascomycota; Eurotiomycetes; Onygenales; Onygenaceae. The coding region runs from base 1 to 4173 and encodes 1390 amino acids.
AUGGCAGAUUCUACCCGCAAUCAAGCUCCUCCCCCUGCACCCCCACUGCCUCCUGCUCCCCCUCCUCUACCGCCGCAGAGAUAUGCGACUAAAGCAACAAGCGCCUUUGUGCGAUUUGCGCACCCUUUUUUCUACGGAUCACGGCCGCCAAGUCCACAGCAGAGCUCACCGCGGGUUGCUAUCCCUAUCACGCCCGAUGUGAAGCAUGCGUCUUCCACGUCAGUUUUUAUCAAUCAUGCUCUCUCGUGGAUUGGGCUAUUACUCUGGGCUGGAGCUUCGCCGAUAAUAUCCCACAAAACCGGAAUUCCGAUCGCUGCUCUCGACGUAUCCCCUCAACGCACCCACGCCAUCCUUGCCGGCCGAGAAAUCUUGAAAACUAUUAGGGUCACGCCUGACCAUUGCUCUGAAGAAGUCAAUAUUCGUUCUGCUAUUAUUGGAUAUUGUGCGACUCAUAAUGCUUCACCGGCGGCACUAUCGUCUAAAUACAAGGAUCAAUUGGCCGCAAAGGACGUUAAGUGGUCUAAUGGGGAAUACGAUCAAAUUAUUGCAACUGCCGCUACCAAUGGACGAAUUUCUGUCUUUGAUUUGAACCGUGCAAGUGUGGAAUUGGGCCGGUUCCAGGAGCACACGCGCCAGGUUCACAGGCUGGCAUUCAAUCCUCAUAGGGGAGCAUGGCUUCUAUCGGGGAGCCAGGAUGCAACAAUCCGGAUGUGGGACCUUCGUGCGUUAUCGGGAGGAAGAGGAGUUAUGAACUUUGGGAGCAAACACCGCUUCAAUGGACAUAGUGAAGCGGUUCGUGAUGUCCGGUGGUCGCCUGCUGAUGGGGUCGAAUUCGCCACAGCUACUGAUAGCGGUGCCAUCCAACGCUGGGACGUACGCAAAGAGAACGCGCCCUUGAUGAAAAUAAAUGCCCAUGAAAAGGCUUGCUCGGUGAUCGACUGGCACCCAGACGGAAAGCAUUUGGUUAGCGGCAGCGCAGAUCGCCUCAUCAAAGUCUGGGAUUUUUCAUCCACUGACCGGAGACAGAAACCGUGCUUUCAGCUUCGGACACCGCAAUCCAUAUCAAAUGUCCGAUGGCGUCCUGCUUCGUGGGCAGGAAACGAUACGGACACCGGAGACUGGCAGUCGACCCAGAUCAUAACAGCCUAUGACCAAGAAGAUCCACGAAUUCAUCUGUGGGAUUUCCGGCGGCCACACCUUCCAUUCAAGGAGUUCGACCAUUACACCCGGUCAGCAACGGACAUGCUGUGGCUCUCAAGCGAUAUUCUAUGGUCUGUUAACAGUGAUGGGAUAUUCACCCAAGCGGACAUGAGCCAUGCGCCUCAGGUAAUUCAACGGCGGAGGGCUUGUGCUGUAACGUGGAAUCCAAAUGGCGGUAUCGCAUUCGCCCGUCAACGGCCCAGGAGGCGCCAACCAAGUACCAGCUUUAGCCUGGCAGAAUUUCUUGGGCACGAUACCAUUUCUGGUGCAAAUGAAAAGAAUGCUAGUUUUACAGAUACUGCAGCAGAUGACCCUCCACUAACCUCUAAUCGAAAGCGAUCGAACAGGAUAUCAUAUUCUCGGUUGUCCAAGUCUCUCAGCGGUACAUCCUCAAUUUCGGAAGAAGAAUUACCGCAGAUCGUCCCCCUUGAAAAGGCUGUUGCCAAAAGUGGACUAUAUCAACCGAGUGAAACCGGAGUAAUUGGGCAGAUAUCCGGUGCAACGAUUGAUCAAGACAUCUUUGCACAUCUCGCCAAAAACUAUUCGUCUUUAAUAACGAAUCAUCUUAAGCAAGGAGUUAAGCCAGCGAGGGUGAAACUGUUUCUGGAUACCUUUGAUCAUAAUGCCACACAAGCCGAGCGUGUGGGUUUGCAUAAGCUCGCUCAGACGUGGAGAGUCGCGAAAUAUGCUGUUUCCAUGGAACUUAUUUCUCGCGCGAGGGAACAGAAAGAUGGCUGCAAUGUUGAUUCCAACAAGCCACUUUCCCAGACGGAUGGACAAAUUGGCGAAAAGAGGCGUAUAACCAAGGAGACGCUGGCAGGAAAACCUGCAAGUCGGUUAUUUGAAAAAGUUGCUGAAGCCAAAGCUCAAGCCCUGGUGACCCCAGAAAUUGAGACAAACUCGAAUAUCACAACUCCGCUUGCCCAACCUAUCCCUGAUGUACCUGCAGGAGAGCUUGGUGGUGAUAAGAUCAAAAACUCACCAGGAGAUGAAUCCCCAAGGUUUAAACCACUGCCACCCUCGAUUUUGGGUUCUGGAAAAUGGUCAAACCAUGCACCCACACCUGAUGAUAAUUCGAAUCGAGCGAAAGGAAAGGAACCUCGGUCGGCGAAAGAUUCUCGUACUUCCCCCCGAAGCUUGUCACCUGACGGGCUACGAGAGCGUGAACUUGCCCAAAAAGAUCUAUUUGUUAACGGGCACCGCUCGGCACCGCGUGCAAUUGCUCGUCGUGCUGAUUGGAGGCUAGAGGAUGAUGGAGGAUUUGAACGCCGCGAUGAAGUAAAGGGCCCGGAUUAUGAUCAGCCAGUGGAUGAGAAAAAUGCAGUUUUACUCGAUUAUAAACCGAUUUCUAAAGGUGCACUAUCGCUCGAAGCUCUGUCUCAGGGGGGCAGCAGACCACCCCAGCCAGUCAAUUAUGUCCGGCAUGACUCUGCGGAAAGUUUUCCUAUGUUCUCAGCUUCCACAGAUAGCUCGCAACGGGCCAAAUCUGUUGCUGAUGACGCUACCUCUCCUCAAAAAAAAACGGACAUCUCUAACUUAGGUGAUAGCCCAUGGUCUGCAGUUGGGGAUAGCGUAUUGCACAGCAUCCCGGAACGUGAGGAUACUUCUUCUCCCUGUAAAGGGAGAGAAAGAAAUGGCAGCGAUGCAUCCUUGAGCGGAAUGUCGUUCGAAAUUGUUCACUCGGAUCCGGAUAAUAUACACCUUGAACGGCCACCCAUUCCUCUCCCAUUCUUCGCUGAGUCAUCCCCCAUUCGUGCCUCUGACGAGGAGAGCUUAAUGGGGGAUCCUUCGGACUCAUUUACCGGCCAGGAAAAUCACGAAACACAUUCUGAUCCUUAUGAAGGACUCUUUAAUGGAAUCGUCGAUUUCCCUCUUGCUGUUAAACCUGCACCCGCACCAUGGAGCCCACAGUCAAUGCUAAGAGAGGCAGUCAGGUAUUAUACUUCUGGCAGCAUUGUUGAUCUUGCUAGUGCCGUACACUUUUUGCACAAACUCCACAUCUUAUUUCGCUCGCUUGAUGGCAUUAUUCCUUACGAGGAACGAGAGUUGAUACUUAAAUCAUAUAACGAACAGCUUUUACGCCGCAAAAUGUUUGUCGAGGCUGCUGAAGUCCGCCGUCAUUGUGCACCGACGUACCCCGCCGUUUACGAUUAUGCUUUAAAGGAUGUUUUUAUUAAUGUUUAUUGCUUUCAAUGCAACAAGCCUUAUGAUAAUCCGGUACGGGACAAUAAACGGUGCCAUCGUUGCAAUGUCGCACAAUCGCCCUGUACACUCUGUAUGAGCCUCAAGCCUCCAGAAGAGUGGAUUAUACAAGCGUCUGCUUUGCUCAACUCCGAACCUGAACCCAAGUCUUCGUAUCCGGAUGCACAGCCCCCUCCUGACAAUAUCCCGAUAAGCGCGCACUCCUCCACCCCUCCAAUGCCCCAUAAUCAAGAGAUUGGGCCUCGUUCUCGCAACACAACAGGCACACAAGGUCUUACUUUAUGGUACUGGUGCCAAGGAUGUGGUCACGGCGCACACUUAGCCUGCCAGAUAAUAUGGCUUAGUGACAUCUCAUUUAGUGAAGGCGGCUGCGCUACUCCCGGCUGCGGGCAUGACUGCGGGCCAGGCCCCAUACGAGACCGAAACAAUGCCUCUAGGAAGCCAGCACGAGACAUGCAAUCACUUCGUAGUCCAAGCGCGCCUUUUGCGAAACGUGAUUCGUGGAAUGCAGGGGAAAGUAAAGCGGUUGAACGCGUCAGGGGGAUGUUGGGGGUUGGUGCCGCCGCCGCCGCCGGCGGAUCUACUGCGUCAUCGCCGGGGCCGGGUAUAUCUAGUAACAGUGCGUCGGCGGUGCUCUCUCCAAAGAAAGUCAGGCUAGUCACGCCGGGAGAGCAAGAAAGAAAACAGAGCAACAGCACUACUCCCAGCACCAAUGCCAGAAGGGGCAGGGGGAAUAUUCUCAGGGGCGGCAAGAGAGGGAAAGUAGGAUAG